Messenger RNA from Hymenoscyphus albidus, 762 nucleotides. The record is from the annotation of a GenBank genome assembly. NCBI's taxonomy places the organism in Eukaryota, Fungi, Ascomycota, Leotiomycetes, Helotiales, Helotiaceae.
AUGGUAACAAUCCUCCCGGAUGGACUCUCGUGUCGAGAAACCUUCAAAUUCGACUUCUGCACCAAUCCGUCAUUCAAAUUUGCCUUUGAUCGUCCUUUUCCAUUUGUGCUCCCCACCAAUCGACCAUUCAAACGGCGAAGAGCUUUGUCGGAUGUAGACGGUGACGGAAAUGAGGGGAGAAAGAAAAGACGUCUACGAUUACAUCUCAUCACCUCCCGGCUGAGUAGACCAUUUUCAGAGCCAGCUACGAAUAUUGUAAACAGGGGACUGUCCAAAAUCGCCGUGCUGGGUACGCAGAAUCACGCUCUGGGUCGAAACGAAUUGAGGAAAGCCGCUAUAAUGAACCGAGUGAAAAAGAGGAUGGAAUCGGCCAAGGACCACAUCUGCCUUGAGCAAGAAAAGAGCCGAGCAAUGCUGUCUUUCAGAGAAGUUGUACUCCAGAAGCCUCGCAUACACGAAUUGCCCCCGCCAUCCCCACUUGGGCUGUCAAAUUACGACGCUCUUGAUCUGGAGGAUGAACUCAGCCAUAGCGGGGACGAGAGUAUGGAAGGAGGAUCUAACAUAUACUCGGAUUUUAAUAUCAUGAAUCCAAUAACGAGCGAUGGGGAUGAUUACGAAUACCUCGACGCCAUCGAUGGGCUUUCAUCGCAAGACUUACCUGAUACAAUCCCUCAACCAGUGGAACAGGAUAUUGCCGAAAUGUUGAGGGAAAAAGAACGGCAAGGGGAUGGCGUUUUCGUUCAGGUAAGGGGGGAAAGAUGA